ACAUCACCAGUCCCAGACCCAGACAGUGGUCCUCGCGGAGGAGAUGACAACUAGAAGAAGAUUGCCUGGGACUUGUGGAGUGCGAAAUAUUUUGUUUUUAGUAAAGGAAUAAUUCUGGGUUCAAUGAAUUUACAAUUCCUAACCAGUGAUGAGCUGGCUGCUAAAGUGGAUUCUUAUAGCAGCAGGGAUUCAACAGGCCUACUCCCAGACCCAGAAUUCCACUGCCAUGCUGCCCCUAGCAGAAUCGACAGACCUAGAGCCAUACAACCGGACCCAGUACUGCCACUGGCCCUGUGAGUGCCCCCUGGUCCCCCCUUCCUGCCCUUCAGGGGUGAGCUUGCUCAUGGAUGGCUGUGACUGCUGCAAGGCCUGCGCCAGGCAGGUGGGGGAGGAGUGCAACGAGGCAGACACUUGCGACUACCAUAAGGGACUGUACUGCGAUUACAGCUCAGACAAGCCUAGGUACGAAAAAGGAGUGUGUGCAUAUAUGGUUGGCACGGGCUGCGAGCAUGACGGUGUGAUCUACCGGAAUGGGCAGAGCUUCAAACCCAGCUGUAAAUACCAGUGUCUGUGUGUGAACGGGGCCAUCGGGUGCGUGACCCUGUGUACGGACUCCCAGCCCCCCCGGGUGUGGUGCCAGAACCCGAGGAGGGUCAAGAUCCCCGGACGCUGCUGUGAACAGUGGAUCUGUGACGAGCCCAAGAAGGGGAGGAAGACUGCUCCAAGACAUGCAGUGGAAGCUCUUCCUGUUGAGGCGAAGGGCCGGAGCAGGAACUGUGUGAUCCAGACAACCUCCUGGAGUAUCUGCUCUAAGACUUGUGGUCGAGGUCUGUCCCUGCGUGUCUCUAAUGCCAACGACAGGUGUGAGAUGGUAAAAGAGUCCCGCCUCUGCAACAUACGGCCCUGUGAGGUGGACAUCACCAAGCACAUCAAGCCAGGGAAGAAUUGUAUGAACAUCUACAGAGAAGAGCAGCCAAAAAACUUUACCAUCUCAGGCUGUGUCAGUAAGAAGUCUUACAGGCCUAAAUACUGUGGGGUGUGCGUGGCCGCGGACCAUCGCUGCUGCAUUCCCUACAAGUCCAAGACCAUCGAUGUGGAGUUUAUGUGUCCCAACGGGGCCGUGUUCACCUGGCAGGUCAUGUGGAUCAACGCCUGCUUCUGUAACCUCAGCUGCAAGAACCCCAACGACAUCUUCGCCGAGCUGGAGAAUUACUAUGGCUACCCUGAGAUCGUGAACUGAGACAUUUCAAUAAUAAGUCAUACUCUUAUUAUGGGCUCUAUUCAAUCAGAUCUGCUUUGCCAACAUCCGCAUAGCGGUUGUUUUGAUGGUGUUAGAGGUGGAACUUCUUUAGAGCUGUCAAUCCACAAGUGGCUCCCGGCAUUAUACCUAAAGCGGACAUUGCCAUUGGCUGCACGGAGUCAGUGGAAUGUGAGAUGUAAUCUACACCUCCAUUAUGAUGAUAGAAAUGCAUAUUAUUUAGUUUCAUGAUUUUAAAUUUGAGCGUCAUUAUUUCCAUAUAGCCUACACUUUCUCCUUCUGAACUUCUAACAAGAGUGUGGCGGGUGUGGAUUUGUGACAAUGGUCGCAUGUGUAGCUGCUCACUGAUUUGCAGUUCGACCUCUGAAACAUUCACUAUGCAGGUGUCUGCUAUCGCUGGUUAAUGCCUGAUCUAAUUUAACCUAGGCCUAAGCCUCCAUCUACCCCUAUUUUCACCUACUUUUCCUUUUCUCAGUGUUUUUUGGUUUGUCAGACUUUCAGWAACUCUGUUAUAUGUGAUUUUAUACAUAGAGGCCGGUAUUCAAUCUAAGGCACGUUUAGAACAGCGCUCCAUACAACAGUCCGCCUUUUAAAGGCAAUUUCCCCGGCAUUCACAGAGAUGGCAUUCAGUCUCUAGAUCGUCCAUUGGAUUGAAAUCCAGACAAAGCAUUUUUUCUUACAAGGGGAUCCUUCUUUUGCUUUUUUUCCUAUUGGAAAAAUGUGUAAAUCAAUGUUUUUUGUUUUUUUAAGCUCGUCUUUAUGGUCUGUAUAUGGUUGCUUUCGGAAAUAGUUUAUUGACUUGACAAGUAAACCAAGUGUGUGAAAUAUUUUAGUAAUAAUUUAUUGAAGUACAUUUUGAAUACUAAAUGAUUGCACAAAUUGUUUGUCAUACAGGUAUUUUUAUAUUCACAGGAACAAGUUUCAUGAAAUCUCGUUCAUACUCAUGUAAAGAUUGAUUUGAUCGCGUGGCUCUGAAUUGAAUAAUGAGUAAGAGAUGAAGUGAGAUGCUACUAUAGAAUGCAUGUGCUAUA
Messenger RNA from Salvelinus sp. IW2-2015, 2289 nucleotides. RefSeq names its product cellular communication network factor 4a (gene ccn4a). Gene Ontology annotation, molecular function: integrin binding; heparin binding. Gene Ontology annotation, cellular component: extracellular matrix; extracellular region. The record is from RefSeq and is a predicted model, not a curated record. NCBI's taxonomy places the organism in Eukaryota, Metazoa, Chordata, Actinopteri, Salmoniformes, Salmonidae. Gene Ontology annotation, biological process: signal transduction; cell adhesion.